AUGGGUUUGUUUUCUUGGCCAUACCCGAGUGAGCAAGUAACAGGUUACUGGGGAGAGGUAACUUCAACUAUCGAUUGGUGCGAAGAGAAUUACGUUGUCAGUAAGUAUAUUGCGGAGUGGUCAAAUACUAUCACAAAUGGAACAUUCGUUAUAACGGCACUGUACUCCACCUAUUGCGCAUGGCGUAAUCGGUUAGAGCUUAGGUUUUUGUGGAUCGGUGUGGGGUUCGCGCUCGUUGGUGUGGGAUCGUGGUUGUUCCAUAUGACUUUGCAAUACCACUAUCAGCUGCUUGAUGAAAUGCCAAUGAUUUACGCUACCUGUAUUCCUACAUGGAGUAUAUUAUGUGAGACCAAGGAUACUUUGACCGGUAAGGGUCAAAGUAGUCCGCUGAACAGGCAAAUUUCGAUCGCUAUUGCAAUAACAACUAUUGUUAGUUUACUGAGUUGGAUAUAUUUGGUCUUCAAGAUUCCAGAAAUUCAUCAAACGGUUUACGGAUUUAUUACAGUUUUGGUGGUGAUCAUGUCUGGUUUCCUGACCUAUAAAUAUGUCGAUGACAAAGUCGCCAAGAAAAGUCUGUAUCAAUGUAUGACAAUUGGUAUAGUGACAUUCCUUGCAGGUUUCAUUUCCUGGAAUUUAGAUAAUUUGUUCUGCUCGUUUUGGAUACAUGUAAGGAGAAGCUAUUUAGAACUUCCAUUGGGAGUGUUCUUAGAACUACACGCUUGGUGGCAUAUUCUAACCGGUACAGGUAUUUACUACUACAUUGUGUACCUUCAAUACUUGAGAGUAUUGACACAAGGGUUUGGUAAUGAUUUCAAGCUAAUCUGGAGAUGGAAAUUUUUGCCAGAACUAGUCCGUAAGGAUUCCAAAAUAACUACAAAAUACUCCUUGUCAUUAAUGGGACCUUAUGUGGAAAAACAAGAUGGUGAAACCCGUAAAAAUAAGUGA
Molecule: messenger RNA, 945 nt
Organism: Zygotorulaspora mrakii
Lineage: Eukaryota; Fungi; Ascomycota; Saccharomycetes; Saccharomycetales; Saccharomycetaceae
Gene: YDC1
Product: alkaline dihydroceramidase
Exons: 1
Coding region: 1-945 (314 amino acids)
Biological process (GO): ceramide catabolic process; ceramide biosynthetic process
Cellular component (GO): endoplasmic reticulum membrane
Source: RefSeq, a predicted model, not a curated record